Messenger RNA from Adineta steineri, 1041 nucleotides. The record is from the annotation of a GenBank genome assembly. Lineage: Eukaryota; Metazoa; Rotifera; Eurotatoria; Adinetida; Adinetidae.
AUGAGACUAUUGAAAAAAAAUGAUUGGAAUAAAUAUAUAGAAGCAGUUAGACAAAAUAACAUAAAUUUAGUCGAUCAAUAUAUAAAAUGUGGUGGUGAUUUAAAUUAUCCAGUGGUACCUCAAGGUGCAAUACAUUGUGCGGUAUAUUUUGAUUUUAUCGACAUCGUGAAGUUAUUACUCGAAGCUGGAAUCAAUGUUAAUCAACAAGAUGAAGAUGGUGAUACAGCGUUACAUUAUGCAGUUGGUCAAACAAAAAAUAUUGAAUGUAUUAAACUAUUAUUACAUUAUGGAGCUUGUCCACUUCUUCCAAAUAAUUCAUCAGAAAAAGCGACACCUAUAACUGUGGCUAAUCGUGCUGAUGAUAAACAAAUCCUUGACAUAUUAACAGAAAAUGUUAAACUCACCAAAAAUUUAUGUAAGGCAGCUGAAGAUGGAAAUGUUGAACUUGUUCAGAAUUUAUUAGAGACAACAGAAGUAAGUGUAAAUGGAUUAUCAGAUGAACUUUUGGCUCCAAUACAUGAAGCAUCACUUGCUGGUCAUUUAUCAGUACUGCAAAAAAACAAUACACCAUUACAUUGUGCAGCAACAAACGGUCAUCUCGAUAUUAUCCAAUAUUUAAUUGAAAAUCAUGCAAUAAAUGAUACUGUCAAUUCAAGUGUACACACACCAUUACUUGGUGCAGUUAUCAUGGAAAAACAAGAUGUUGCUGAGUAUUUGAUUAAAGCAGGAAGUAACGUACAUGUACGAGAUUCUAUAGAAAAGACACCACUUCAUUGGGCAGCCUUCUAUGGAUUAAAUAGUAUUAUUUCGUUAUUACUUGAACAUGGAGCAGAUAUUAAUGCAUUGGAUCAUUUUGGACAACCUCCAUUACAUUGUGCUGUAGGAUAUCCAAUUCGUGUAGAAACUAUCAAAUUAUUAAUAGAAAAAGGUGCCAAGGUUAAUAUUAUGAAUGAUAUGGGUAUGACAAUUUUUGAUUACUGUGUUAAUAACACCCCAGAUGAAAUUGAUCUAAUUGAAUUUAUUAGAAAACGUAGCGAAUAA